Molecule: messenger RNA, 886 nt
Organism: Phytomonas sp. EM1
Lineage: Eukaryota; Euglenozoa; Kinetoplastea; Trypanosomatida; Trypanosomatidae
Source: the annotation of a GenBank genome assembly
UCGUCCCCUUCUUGAGACAAGUGGAUUCGUAUACGCAUAUUACCUUAUAGAAAGUUUCAACAACAGCAAAAUAACAAAUGUUGCCUGCAGAUGCUACCGAAGUUAGCAAUCCUGCUGUUGAGCAGCAAGACACGCCACUCAAGCCAAAGAAUACCCAUCGGCUAUACCGAAUCUUCCGCAAACCCAAAUCUACCGUCACUGUGCGCCAGUGGCGCAAUGGCAAAAGCGUGGAGGGAGAACCUGACCGUCACGGUGGUGGUGUUUCCAAGCAGGGGAUUAUGAGGUUGGUGUGUGGGCUCACGGAAUCCGAGAGGCAGCGUGCCGAGGCAAAACUGGAUCCCCUCCCUGUCGUCCACGAAGAGCUGGCCAAGAGAGCUGCGCGAUUCGGCGUUCUGGUCGACCCCGGUGUUAUUUACACCGCAGUCAGUGGCCCUGCGAUGGUUGUUGAUGAAGAAACAUUGAACCGCCGUGAGUCGCGUUUCAAGUCGGCGGAGCAGGUUGAGAUGGACCUUGCCAUGCAACGCCGCCUGGCGCGCUUUGGCGCUGCACCCACUGGGGCCACUUCCGUGGCGCCGAUCGAAUUGAAGCUGUCGGCCAAGGACAGCGAGAUACUUGAGGCCCGCGCCCGUCGCUUUGCUAAUUAGAGAGGUAAAUAUUAGAAAAAUACCAUAAUCGUCAGAGUCCUGGAGUAGAGCAGAGAAAAUGGGAUAGAAAAGAAAUGUCUAAAGGACAAGACGGAAAUAAGCAAAAAAAAGUCGUUGCAUUAUUGUUUAAUAUGUUUUAGUGUUGAUGUAAUAACACAAAAAAAAGCAUUAUAGCAUAAAAAGGCGUUCCUAAUAUUUACCAAAUUAUCCACAUGUGUCAUUGAUGAAGACUGCGUCACUUU